Molecule: messenger RNA, 873 nt
Organism: Symbiodinium sp. CCMP2592
Lineage: Eukaryota; Dinophyceae; Suessiales; Symbiodiniaceae
Source: the annotation of a GenBank genome assembly
AUGUUGUUUGGUUCCUGGAAUUUCUUGAAGGCCGCGCGAUUGGUCUCGUCCGCCAACUCCGGGGCAUCUUCAGUGGUCGAGGAUCCACCAGGUCUGGCUGCGCAGGUCGCGAGGUUCAUGGAGGAGGACCUGGUGUCUGACAACUCGGAGGCUGUGGAGGAUCCACCGGGUUUGGCGUCGCAGGCCGUGCGGUUCAUGGAGGAGGGCAUGGGGUCCGCCAAUUCCGGGGCAUCUUCAGUGGUCGAGGAUCCACCAGGUCUGGCUGCGCAGGUCGCGAGGUUCAUGGAGGAGGACCUGGUGUCUGACAACUCGGAGGCUGUGGAGGAUCCACCGGGUUUGGCGUCGCAGGCAGGCUGUAGCUUGCUUUGCGACGGUGUGAAGAGCUACCAGCGCCAUGCCAUCACUUCAGAUGCCGUGCUCAUGGAGGAGGGCGUCGCAUGUGACAGCUCCAGGGCGUCCUCUGUGGGGGAGGAUGCAUCAGACCUCACCCCGCAGGCGGCGUCGGCGUGCUGCGAGGAGGGCCUCGACUCGAAUAGGUCCGAGGCUUCCUCAGUCGGGGAGGAUCCGCCGGGCCUCGCGCCACAGGCCUUCCAGUCGCUCCUGCACAUCCCGUUGCGCCUCCGCCACUCGCUGGCCGUUGACGAGGAUUCCAGCCCGGAUCUGGAGACAGGGCUGCCGGAGGCUUCUGGAAGACUCUCUCCGGCUUCGCCGGAAAUGCGCCUCCGCCGCGUGAACUUGCCCUGGCGAUUUUGGCGCGGCUUCCUUUGGUUCCCACAGCGCUACGAAGAGACCAAAGCGCGAGGUUGCUGCGCAGGUCGCACCCCAAUCUCCGGAGCCUCCCUGGCCUCCUCAAUUUCCUCCGGAUCCCCAUGA